Molecule: messenger RNA, 1358 nt
Organism: Pomacea canaliculata
Lineage: Eukaryota; Metazoa; Mollusca; Gastropoda; Architaenioglossa; Ampullariidae
Exons: 4
Coding region: 80-1105 (341 amino acids)
Source: RefSeq, a predicted model, not a curated record
UAUUGAACGUUUCAAUACUAUAAGAUACCCUUUCACGAGCUUGGCUUCAGCCAGAAGAAUUAGGACGCAGGACUACAACAUGGACGCACUGUGCCGUGUUGUGCUCUUUCUUUUUGUAUGUGGCAAUGGAAAUACCAGUGCCAUGACAUGUACACCAAAAGAAACAAAUCAAGAUUCUUACGAGAACAGCGUACAUGCAGAAAAUGCUUACGCUAAUUUCAGUUACCGGCUGACGACCUCAAGAAUGAACGAGACUUCAGAAGAUUCCAAUUUUCGCAUUGAAGUAAAAUUAUAUGACGCUGGUACACUUCGUACAGCUUGCGUAUGCCUAUGGCUCUCAAGAAAUGAUCCAGUAUGUAAAAUUCUCUGGAAUGAUUCGAUCUGUGAGGCAGAUACGUCUGAAAUGCAUUUUUCGUUGCUUAUCAAAAGAACAUAUACAAAUAUCACGUGGGUAUGCUUUCAACAGAACUACGCCCCAGUUGUUCUGAAACAGAGGACGUUACAAGUCACCUAUUCGCCAAAAAUCACAGCGUUGCAUGUAAACGGACAGGACGUCAAUGGAACACACGUUGGCGAGCAACAUCAAGAGGUUAACAUUUCCUGCUACUUUACUAAUGGAAGCCCACUUGUCAGCAUUCGAAUAUUGGAUGACACAGGACACACACUGAGUUCCACAACACACGGACAGGGACCCCUUAUGCUCUCACUUGGAAUUUAUCAUUGUCAGGACAACUGGCCGGUCAUCAGAUGCGAAGCUCUGGGCUCGGAGAUAAACCGAUCUGUGGCCAUAGUUGUCAGAUGUCCACCUCAGCUUUCCUACAUGACUUCUCAAAUUGCCGAUCUGAAAACAAUUCAAGAUGGAGGGAUGACUUUUGCCAUGAAAUCCUAUACAGGCGACAUCAGGAAAUGUCUCAUGACCCAGGUGCAGUCCCGUUCUUCCGCCAGAGAAGUGAAGUGUGAUGUACGCGGACAUCCCCCACAGUUCACACUGACCCUGAGACCUUUCAAUGAAUCCUGGAUUGGAGAAGGGAUCUGGACAUUGCAAGUCAUGAAUGAGUUGGGUGCCUCAAGCAUUACUUUUCACCUUAUCAACAAUACAGGUUAGGAAGUGUACAUUAUAAGUACAGUUCUUGCAGUCUGAUUUGUUCAUUUUCGGUAACGUGUUAAUUCAAGUAUAUGGAUAAUGUUGGGUUCCCCAUCCCUUAUUAAGAGACAUAAAGAAACUGAUAUAGGAUAAAUACAGAAAGAUUUCCAUAAAUGGAUUUAUCACUAUUUUUUUUUUCUUUACUGUAAACUUUCACUUUUAUCUUAGUUUGUAUAAGGCACAGUAUAACGUUUUCUUUAUAACGAUAAUAAAU